Molecule: messenger RNA, 3360 nt
Organism: Magnolia sinica
Lineage: Eukaryota; Viridiplantae; Streptophyta; Magnoliopsida; Magnoliales; Magnoliaceae
Product: probable LRR receptor-like serine/threonine-protein kinase At1g53440
Exons: 24
Coding region: 72-3152 (1026 amino acids)
Biological process (GO): protein phosphorylation
Molecular function (GO): ATP binding; protein binding; protein kinase activity
Source: RefSeq, a predicted model, not a curated record
AUACUAGUACCACCGUGUUCUCGUACCGAAAGCAUUUUGCCCCGGAAAUCGAGAAGAAAGCACGCUCCCUAAUGCCGACGAGAUCUUUCGCUCCUCUUUUUCUCCUGUUUUUAGCCACGUGGCGUUGCAUUACAGAGCUUAGAUCUGAGGCUCAACGUCUUCCUAAUGAAGAAGUGGAGACGCUUAAGCUAAUAGCGAAUAAAUUAAAGAUGAGCGGUUGGGAUUUCAAAGAAAAUCCAUGCAGUGGGACCGGAGGGUGGGCCAACAUCGUGAACGAGCACUUCAGGAGCAAUGUCACGUGCGACUGUUCGUACAACAGCUCGACCGUAUGUCAUAUUAAAGUCAUAGAGCUCAAGGGUCAGAACCUGACUGGACUGCUGCCUGAAGAAUUCGCAGAUCUUCCAUACUUGGAACAAAUCGAUCUCACUUUUAACCUCCUGAGCGGAAAGAUACCAGCCAGAUGGGCUUCUCUCCCCCUCACUCACGUGUCCAUUUUGGGAAACCGCCUCACCGGAACGGUCCCGAAAGAGUUCGGAAGAAUCGGCACCCUCACUUCAUUGGUAUUAGAAGAUAAUCAACUUGAAGGACCUCUUCCUCCAGAGCUUGGCAACUUGAGCAACUUACAGAGAUUCCUCGCUUCUGCAAAUAACUUCACAGGACCACUUCCCGACACAUUUCGCAAGCUGACAAAGUUGACUAUUUUUACAAUAGAUGGGAAUCCUAUCUACGGGAAGAUUCCUGAUUUCAUUGGGAACUGGACACAAAUCCAAAGAUUAGAUAUGCAAGGGACGUCUAUGGAGGGACCCUUUCCUCCUAACAUCGCUCUCUUGAAAAAUUUAACACAACUGAGGAUAACUGACUUGAAGGGAUUGAGUGUGGGCUUCCCGCCAUUGGAGAAUAUGAGAGACAUGAAGAUACUGAUACUAAGAAAUUGCUUGAUUUCUGGUGAAAUCCCGAAUUUUAUUGCCAACAACAUGAAGAAUCUAAAAGCCCUAGACCUAAGCUUUAACAACUUGACCGGAAAAUUUCCCGAAAACUUUGAUUUGUCAUCUUCAAUUAAUUUUAUGUACCUUACUAACAAUAAGCUGACUGGAGAUAUACCCGAGUGGAUAUUGAGAAGCACGGCACGCUUGGAUAUAUCCAAUAAUCAUUUUACAGGUCCGCCUCCACCAUCCCAUUGUCAGCAGGGGAAUGUGAAUUUGGUCUCCAGUUAUUCAUCUACUGAAAACAGCUCUAUUGCUUCAUGCUUUAGACAGAACCUCCCCUGCUCAAAAAAAGCACAAUAUUAUUCCUUAUUCAUAAAUUGCGGCGGCAGGGCAAUGACUAUUGGGAAGCAAGAAUAUGACGGUGACUUAUCAGAAAUGGGACCCUCGACAUUCUCUUCUACUGACAGAUGGGCUUAUAGUAGCACAGGGGACUACAUGGACAAUGACAAGGCACACUUCAUAGCAACAAAUACAUCUGUGUUGAAGAUAACUACUCCGGACUUGUACAUGACUGCUCGCCUUGCCCCUCUCUCCCUUAAAUACUAUGGACUCUGUUUGCAGAAUGGCAAUUACUCGGUGAAACUUCACUUUGCUGAAAUAAUAUAUACAGAUGACCAAACCUAUAUCAGCAAUGGAAGGCGUAUAUUUGACGUAUCGAUCCAGGGUCGAAGAGUUUUGAAGGAUUUCAACAUCCAAGAAGUAGCUGGUGGACCUGGUCGGGAAGUUAUUAAGCCCUUCACUACGAAUGUGACUGAUCACACGUUGGAGAUCCACUUAUACUGGGCUGGUAAAGGGACAACUGCCAUUCCAGAUAGAGGUGUAUAUGGACCGCUCAUAUCAGCUAUUACAGUGACACCGAACUUCAAGCCAGAUACUGGAGACAGUGGGCUAUAUGUGGGAGCUAUUGUUGGUAUUGCAGCUGCUUCCUGCAUAACAGUUGCGUUGAUAUUGCUCAUUCUUUGGAUGAAAGGUUGCUUGGGACGAAAAGACCUUGUAGAUGAAGAACUCAAAGGCCUAGAAUUACAGACAGGUUACUUCAGCUUAAAACAAAUUAAAGCUGCAACCAAUAACUUCGAUCCUGCAAAUAAAAUAGGUGAAGGUGGGUUUGGGCCAGUUUACAAGGGUACACUCUCAGAUGGUUCCAGAGUAGCUGUAAAGCAACUCUCUUCUAGGUCCAAGCAAGGGAACCGCGAGUUCAUAAACGAGAUAGGCAUGAUAUCUGCUCUACAACACCCAAAUCUUGUAAAACUUUUUGGAUGUUGCGUGGAAGGAAACCAGCUGCUUGUAAUAUAUGAAUACAUGGAAAACAAUAGCCUUGCGCGUGCACUGUUUGGUCGUGAGGAACAUAAAUUGAAUCUGGACUGGCCAACAAGGCAUAAGAUUUCAUUGGGGAUAGCGAGGGGUUUGUUCCAUCUACACGAAGAAUCAAGGCUGAAGAUUGUUCAUCGAGAUAUAAAGGCAACCAAUGUUCUGCUUGAUAAGGAUCUUAAUGCCAAGAUAUCUGACUUUGGUUUAGCUAAGCUCGAUGAACAGGAAAACACACACAUCAGCACUCGAAUAGCUGGAACCAUAGGAUAUAUGGCUCCUGAAUAUGCAAUGAGGGGCUACUUGACCGACAAAGCAGAUGUUUACAGCUUCGGAGUUGUUUUGCUGGAGAUUGUCAGUGGGACGAACAACACGAAUUACAUGCCAAAGGAUGAUUUUGUUUAUCUUCUUGACUGGGCCUAUGUCCUACAAGAGCAGGGAAAUCUCUUAGAACUUGUAGACCCGAGACUCGGGUCAGACUACUCCGAGGAAGAGGCAUUGAGGACGCUGAAUUUGGCUAUCUUAUGCACGAACCCAUCUCCUAGCCUCAGGCCAGCUAUGUCUGCUGCAAUUAGCAUGCUUGAAGGGAAAAUAGAAGUGCGGGCCCCACUUGUGAAGCGGACUUCAAGGAAUGAGAAUUUGAGGUUCAAGGCCUUGGAUAGGCACUCUCAAGACAGCCAAAUGCAUAGCAUAUCAACAGAGGGUCAAUUCUUGUAUUCCUCAGUAUCAACAGAAGGCCCAUCAGUGUAUUCCUCAGUAUCUCUACGUAGCAUAGAGGAAGAGAGUGGGACCUGUCAUUUAAUGGGCAAGGCUCCUCUUGAUCACUCUGAUUCUGAUGAAAACAGUGUAAUGCUAGGAUGAGAGGUAAGAACAAACACUGGAUUCAGACGCCUACGUUCUACAUUAAUAUGCAUGCAUAUGUACCCAUUUCAAUUUACUCCUGGCUUUCCAAUUUCAUUACUCAUGGGAUUACUAAUGCAUCCACAGUCCAUUGUAACAUUAUCAUAAUAACAGCAUCCUUGAAAACUUCUCGAUGGAUUAAGAUUUAUUUAGCCGUAAUUGGUAUUUC